ACUCUGUCAUCCAGACUGGAGUGCAGUGGCACCAUCUUGGCUCACUGCAACGUCCGCCUCCUAGGUUCAAGUGAUUCUCCUGUCUCAGCCUCCCGAGUAGCUGGGAUUACAGGUGCUUGCCACCACGCCCGGCUAAUUUUUAUAUUUUUAGUAGAGACAGGGAUUCACCAUGGUGGCCAGGCUGGUCUUGAACUCGACCUCAAAUGAUCCACCCGUCUCGGCCUCCCAAACUGCUGGGAUUACAGGCGUGAGCCACCGCGCCCGGCCCCAGCGUCCAAUUUUCAAAGCCCCUCUGCUCAGCUUCCAGAGAUCCCAAGAAACUCUUAAGUGGGAGUAUCUCGUAUCCGCACGAUGCGACCGGUCACAAAACACGCGACCCGAGACACUGGAAGUGGAGGCUUCUCGAUGGACCAAGCUGCGCGGUUUUCAUACCGACCCGCGGCCAGGCUGUAAGAUAGGUGGCCGGCCACAGACAAUCACUGCCACCUUGGACAGGGACCCGUGAGCUGACGGCCAUUAAGCUUCAUAAACUGGUCCAAAUCCAGCGGACCGCUACUGCCGGAAACGGAAAGUCCUCAAGGGCGGGUGUUGGAAGCGGAGCGGAAGCGGAAGGCGGGUACCGGAAACGGUGUUUGGUGGCGCCUGCCAUGGCCGAAGCUGCGUCUGUCGCGGCUGAAUCUCUCGCGGGCAGCAGGGCGCGCGCUGCACGCACAGUACUAGGUCAGGUGGUGCUCCCGGGUGAGGAGCUGCUCCUGCCGGAACAGGAGGACGCGGAAGGCCCUGGGGGUGCAGGGGAGCGACCGUUGAGCCUGAAUGCUGGAGCGCGCCCGCGGAUGCGCGUUGUAUGCGGUCCGGGCCUUCGGCGCUGUGGGGACCGCCUGCUGGUCACCAAGUGCGGCCGCCUCCGUCACAAGGACCCCGGCAGUGGCAGCGGCGGCGGUGUUUACUGGGUGGACUCUCAGCAGAAGCGGUAUGUUCCAGUAAAAGGAGACCAUGUGAUUGGCAUAGUGACAGCUAAAUCUGGAGAUAUAUUCAAAGUUGAUGUUGGAGGGAGUGAGCCAGCUUCUUUGUCUUACUUGUCAUUUGAAGGUGCAACUAAAAGAAACAGACCAAAUGUGCAGGUUGGAGAUCUCAUCUAUGGCCAAUUUGUGGUUGCUAAUAAAGACAUGGAACCAGAGAUGGUCUGUAUUGACAGCUGUGGACGAGCCAAUGGAAUGGGUGUCAUUGGACAGGAUGGUCUGCUUUUUAAAGUGACUCUGGGCUUAAUUAGAAAGCUAUUAGCUCCAGAUUGUGAAAUCAUACAGGAAGUGGGAAAACUCUAUCCACUGGAGAUAGUAUUUGGAAUGAAUGGAAGAAUAUGGGUUAAGGCAAAAACCAUCCAGCAGACUUUAAUUUUGGCAAACAUUUUAGAAGCUUGUGAACACAUGACGUCAGAUCAAAGAAAACAGAUCUUCUCCAGAUUGGCAGAAAGUUGAUACAGGUGGACUUUUUUACAGGUCAGUUGAGGCAAAAAAAUAUGGGUUUUUUUGGGUGAACCUCCCCCAUUUAAAUACUCAGAAGAUAAGGUGUGAAUGUACGUAUUAUCUUAUUAGAGUCCUAAAGUAUUUUUAUAAGUUACUGGUUUUCACCCAUGCUUUCGUGGGAGAGAAAAUCAUUGCAAAAUCUUUUUUGUUUGGUACAAUAAAGUUUACUAAACAGUAUUAGGGUUUAUUUGGAGUUAACUCCCUUAGUAAUUGCCACAGCUUCCAUAAUUAACUGGAGGUCAGCAGUAAAAUAAUUUUCUGAUUAUAACAGUAAGCCAGGUUCACCAGAGGAAAUGUAGAGUACAUAAGUAUAAAGCAGCAAAGAAAUGUCACCUGUAGUCCCAUUAUUCAGCAGGUGAGUAUGUAACGAAAUACCGUGUUUUUCAUUUACCAAGUAUUGUGUUUUGCAUGGAUUAAACUCCUUUAUUCUUACUAACUGCAGAAGACACUUAUCCUCAUAAUUGAAACUGAGGCACAGAGUUUAACUUGGCCUGCAUUCUCUAUGUUCAUCAAAUUGAAAUUAUAGUUAUAGCUUAUAUGCUACUUUGUAAUAUACUUUUGUCUACUUCAAACAGCAUGAUACAUUUCACAACUUCCAUUAAAAAUUCAUUAGUCACAUAUUUCAUGUUACAUAUUUUUGAUAUAGUUUUAUCAUUAUAUAAAUUAACACUAUGAGGAUUUCUGAAUCCCAAUCUGGCCAAGUCUUAUUUUGCUAAAAUCAUUUCCUAGGAGCUAAGCAUAGAAAACUCUUCUAUGCUAUUUAGUAUAUUAACUAAAACCUUUAGAGGUUUUAAAAAAAAAAAAAAAAACUGCCAGGUGAUCCACAUCAGUGAUUCUUGGUUUCUAGACAUCUGAGAAUAUGUGAGAUACAGAACCCCUGAAGCCUAUCCAUAGAAAGUCCUUUUUGGAUCAAAGAGAUUCUAGAAGUCAUUGUUUAUCUAUUUGUUGAUAAAGACCAAGGAGCUUUGUGUGUUUCUAAUGAUGUUUUUUUUCUAAGGACUGGACUUUUUAUUUCAAUAGCUUUUAGGGGAACAAGUGGUUUUGGAUUACAUGGAUGAAUUGUAUAGUGGUGAAGUCUGAAAUUUUGGUGUACCAGUCACCUGAGUACUAUAUGUUGUACCCAGUAUGUAGUUUUUUAUCCUUCUCCGUUCUGGGUCUCCAGUGUCUGUUACACCACUGUGUGCUUACCUGUAGCUUAGCUCCCACUUACAAGUGGGAACAUUUGGUAUUUGGUUUUCCAUUCCUGAGUUACUUCACUAAGAAUAAUAGCUUCCAAUACUAUCCAAGUUGCUGCAAAAGACGUUUUUUAUGGCUGAGUAAUAUUCCACAGGAUAUAUAUAUACUUUAUCCAUUCAUUGGUUGAUAGGUACUUAGGUUGGUCCCAUAUCAUCUUUUAUUAUGAACUGUCUAGCCAGUUUUUAAAUAGAAAGGCACUGAUAUAAUUAGGUGAACGCAGUUCCUUAGGAAUUAAAUUGUGAAGGGGAGGGGACAGAGCAGAGAAGUAAUCUAUUGGUUGAGGUAUUGAAUAUAUUUCCCGAAUUUCCUAGCUGCUUAACUAGCAAGUUAACCCAAACUGUCAAGAGUAACUGAAGCAAAUAUGUCCAACUGGGACAUAAGGAACAUGAGAUUUGUGUAAUAAGUAGGUUAUCUAACAUGAUCAUGUGUCUAACACUUUCUAGCUAUUUUCAAGACAGACUUUUAUCAAUACUGUGUUUGCUUUACAAUUUAAUCUGUUACAAAUACAUAUGAAGAAUCUAGUUGGUACCAGGUUCAGGGAGGAUAGAAAGAUAGGUACACAGAUUUGUUCUGUUAGGAUCCUACUAUUAGGAAGGAUUAGAAAGAGAAGCCCUCUGUGCCCAUACUCUGCAAGGGAGAACAGGGUAAGAGCCACAGGAGGGAACAAAAUGCUAUGGGGACUCAGUAGGGAUAGGUCAGAACAGGCUGGAUCCUGCAAAGCUUAUUCCAAGCUGGGCAGCAACGAGCAUGAUCAGACAAGGCUGGAGAAAGUCAUACAAUUUUAUGAUGCCAGUUUGGUGAAUAUUAAACUCUUGAUAUAACCAUUUAAACAAUUUUAAGACGUCUCUCACAAAUAGAUGUACAAAAGUUGAAUUAGCACAUCCAAAGCCAUGUGGUUUUGAGGCUAAUUCCUUGUUACAUAAAUUUUUUUUCUUUUUCUUCAGAGUCUUGCUUUGUCGCCCAGGCUGGAGUGCAGUGGCACGAUCUCGGCUCACUGCAACCUCCGCCUCCUGGGUUCAAGCGAUUCUCCUGCCUCAGCCUCCCGAGUAGCUGAGACUACAGGCAUGCACCACCAUGCCCAGCUAAUUUUUGUAUUUUUAGUAGAGACGGGGUUUCAAUGUGAUCCACCCGCCUCAGCCUCCCAAAGUGCUGGGAUUACAGGCAUGAGCGACUGCACCCACCACAUUAACUUUUUAUUAACAUAUCUGAGCACUUCCUGUGAGCCAGGCACUAUGGGAGAUUAAAAAGCAUUAAAUUGUGGUCCCUGACAUUAGCUUAUUGUGAAGCUCUGAGACGAUGUCGUGCAAAGACAUGUGCCUAUGUGCCACUGCCAUCCUCUGCCCUGCUCUUUGGUCAAGGUACCUCCAAGCACCUCACUCCUGCAGCUGCAUAUUUUUUUUUUUUUUUUUUUUUUUUUUUUUUUUUUUUUUUUUUUUUUUUGAGAUGGAGUCUUGCUCUUGUCACCCAGGCUGGAGUGCACUGGUGAAAUCUCAGCUCACUGCAGCCAUCACCUCCUGAGUUCAAGUGAUUCUCCCACCUCAGGCUCCCAAGUAGCUGGGACUACAGGUGUGCACCACCACACCUGGCUAGUUUUUGUAUUUUCAGUAGAGAAGGGUUUCACCAUGUUGGCCAGGCUGGUUGUGAACUCCUGACCUCAGGUGAUCUGCCCACUUCAGUCUACCAAAGUGUUGGCAUUACGGCGUGAGCACCUGGCCACGCAGCUGCAAUCUUAGGCCCAUCAUUCCACUGAGUUCCGAAGAACAUAGCCUUUUCCUGAAGAAACUCCUUUCUUCAACGCUUCAGGCCAGUUGUGAGUCUCUAAGUAAGUGGACAGGAUAUCAAACACUGUUAGAGAGUAAACAGAAAACACAGUGACCACAGAGGAAAAAAAGAACGAGUAAAUGAAAAGGAUGUUCUGUAAUAUUUCAUUCAACAAACCUAUUCUGCACCAUAUGUGGUACACUUAGAUCUUGCGGGGAGAGAGGCAAGGACACAGGCUCUGACUGCUCUCAAGGACCUCAGCCUACCCUGAAAGAUACAGGCCUGUGAAUGGACAGGGUGCAACAGAGAGGAACACAGUAAAAUGGGAACACAAAAGGGCUCUGCCAUGGCCUGGAAUGGGGAAGGGCCGAGAUGCUCCUGAACUGAAACCUGAAGAUCAAACAGGAAUUCAGUGGUCAGUGAGAGAUUAAAAGCUGGGCAUUCUAGAUGAAGGGGACAAUUUUUUUUUUUUUUGAGGUAGAGUUGCACUCUCGUUGCUCAGGCUGGAGUGCAAUGGCACAAUCUCUGCGCCUCCCAGGUUCAAGCAGUUGUUCUUCCUCAGCCUCCAGAUUAGCUGGGAUUACAGGCACCCGCCACCACGCCCCACUAAUUUUUGUAUUUUUAGUAGAGAUGGAGUUUCUCCAUGUUGGUCAGGCUGGUCUCGACCUCAGGUGAUCCCACCCACCUCAGCCUCCCAAAGUGCUGGGAUUACAGGCGUGAGCCACUGCGCCCAGCUUUUUUUUUUUGUUUUUGAGACAGAGUAUCACUCUGUCACCCAGGCUGGAAUGCAGUGGUGUGAUCUCGGCUCACUGCAACCUCCACCUCCCAGGUUCAAGCAGUUCUCAUGCCUCAGCCUCUGGAGUAACUAGGAUUACAGGUGUGCACCAUGACGCCUGACUGAUUUUUGUAUUUUAGUAGGGAUGGGGUUUCACCAUGUUGGCCAGGCUGGUUUUGAACUCCUAACCUCAGGUGAUCCGCCCACCUCGGCCUCCCAAAGUGCUAGGAUUACAGGUGUGAGCCACCACGCCUGGCCAAGGGGACAAUUUCAACUCUCUUUCACAUAGUUGGUGACAAGGAAGAAAACAAAGAAUGCCUCUUAGUGGCCAGAAUGCAUAUCAUGACGUACAUGCAAUAAAAUCCACACACAUUAGUCACAGAGGAGACUGACUCAAAGGCCACUUAAACACAAUGCAAAGCAGCAGCACCAGAACUCACACACCCUGGAUGGGGGCUAUGUAAGAAGUACCUUGAUUGAUGGCCAGUAUCUCUGAAUGAUAGUUUUUCCCAUUCUGGUUUCUGACCAUGUAUUCCUGGAUUGGCAAGCGUGCGGUCUUGACAGAGUAUUCCCGGGCCUUUUGAAAUGUCACCUUCUGUAAAUAUACAGUUAAAUAUUUUUCUUAUAAAAAUUAUACAUGAGUAUAUUCUCAAUGUAAUACAUACAGCAUUAAAAAUAAGUAGCCUAUUGUGGAAUGGAAGAAACUGCAGAUAAUGAGUUAACUGUCGUCUCAAGAGCUUAUGUGACAAUAUCUUACUUUUGGGGGGCUCACUUAUCCACAGUCCACUCACUACCACUUAGAACCAAGAGGGAAAUAAGCAAAAGAGGCACAUCUGCAGCUACAGUAGGCAUCAAAAGGCCCAAGCAGUCUAAUCAAUCAGAGCACAUUCUGAGCCCUAACUCAGUAAGACCCAAUUCUGGAUGUCUGGAAGUUCCAAGCUCAUUGCCAAAAGGCAGCAUCAAAUUACAGGAAAAGGUAGACAAGAUUCAAGACAGGUGCACCACUGCAACAAGUGGCAUUAAGGUGUGAAAAGAGAGAGCCCAAUUAAAAGAAAGGGGCCAGGUGAAGUGCCUCACACAACACUUUGAGGCCAAGGCCAGAGGACUGCUUGAGCCCAGGAGUUCAAGACCAGCCUGAGCAACAUAGGGAGACCCUGUCUCUACAAAUAACAAAAAAAAAUUAACAGGGUGUGCUGGUGUGUGCCUGUAGUCCCAGCUACUCUGGAGGCUGAAGUUGGAUGAUCACUUGAGCCUGGGGCAUAUAUCAAAGGCUGCAAUGAGCUGUGACUGCCCCACUGCACUCCAGCCUGGGUGACAGAGGAGACCUGUCUCAAAAAUAAAAAUAAAAGGAAGGGCUCUGAAAACUGCUAAAAGAAGUCCAUCAACUUGAGGCCAUUUAGUGUCGGAGUACAGAAACUGAUGUCCCUUUAUAAGAUAUGUUCCUCAGUCAUGAAGUCCCUCAGACUGAGUCAUGACUCAGUCAAAUUACAUUUGCUGCCUUGUAAGAAGCACAAGAAAGAUUUUCUACCUAAGACUUCAGGAUUAAAGAGGAAGGUUCAGAUUACUGGGAUAAUUAACAUGCCAAGGCUUGGAAGGGGUCUCAAUAAUGUUAACUAUAUCACUCUAACCACCCAUUCAUUGUUUGUUCUCUAUGACUUCUCCAAGAGGCCAUGUGGCCACUCAAUGGACAGCUCUUGUGACAGGGAGUUCAUGCAUCCUGGGACAACCCACUCCAACUUUGAUAGUACCAGCUGAUAAGAAAUUCUUCUUGAUCUUGAGCAAAAUUCUGUUUUCUCUGAGACUUCCACUCAUUCAUCCUAGGUCUAUUCCCCCAAAGCCAGACCAUGCAAGUAAGAUGGCCCUUCCAAAAGAUGGCCAAUUCAGAAACUUGAAGGCAGUGAUCAUGCCCCUAGGAAUCCUCUGGUCUCCAGAUUGUAGCCUCAGUUCUGUCAACUCUUCUUUGACUAUGACUUAGUUUCAAAGUCGCUUCAUCACUCAGGGCAAGUUCUUCUGAACUUGUUCUAAGCUAGUCAGUAUCAUUUUGUUUAUGGUCCCAUAACUGACUGGCCAUCAUGAGUGUGGUCUAACCAGGUGGAAUAGUGUGAAGCAGACCUAGUACCUUUUCGGUGCUGACACCUGCCUCUCACUCACAUGAAACAAAAUUUUAGAUAGAACUUCCAAAAAUGUUUUAAGUGAUGCAAGAUAAGGACUUAUUUGAAAGGAUAAAACUCCUUUGCAUAUAUGAGCUAUGAUACGUUUGUUUUGUAAAAAGUCUUAUUCCUUUAUAAUCACUUUGAAGUAGAGUACAGAAUUCAAAAUUAGUAGGAUAUUUGGGUGUUGCCCUAGAAGAGCUUACAAUUUAGUUUAUGUUCUUUGCACAAUGAUUCAUAAUAAAAUGACUCUCCUUGAAGAAAUGUUG
Molecule: messenger RNA, 7714 nt
Organism: Symphalangus syndactylus (siamang)
Lineage: Eukaryota; Metazoa; Chordata; Mammalia; Primates; Hylobatidae
Gene: EXOSC3
Product: exosome component 3
Biological process (GO): TRAMP-dependent tRNA surveillance pathway; CUT catabolic process; poly(A)-dependent snoRNA 3'-end processing
Cellular component (GO): cytoplasmic exosome (RNase complex); nuclear exosome (RNase complex)
Molecular function (GO): RNA binding
Source: RefSeq, a predicted model, not a curated record